Molecule: messenger RNA, 378 nt
Organism: Prunus armeniaca (apricot)
Lineage: Eukaryota; Viridiplantae; Streptophyta; Magnoliopsida; Rosales; Rosaceae
Source: the annotation of a GenBank genome assembly
AUGGCAGCCUAUGGCAAUGCUGCUCCAUACAGAUCAAGGGAGGGUCUUAGCACAAGACCAGCAGCUAGCUCUGAUGAAAUCCAAUUGAGGAUUGAUCCAAUGCAUGCCGAUUUGGAUGAUGAGAUCACUGGUCUCCGAUCCCAAGUGAGAAGAUUGAGAAAUGUAGCGCAAGAUAUAGAGGCGGAAGCAAAAUUCCAGAAUGAAUUUCUCAAUCAACUGCAUAUGACGCUGAUGAAAGGUCAAGCAGGGUUGAAGAACAAUGUCAGGAGAUUGAACAAGAGCAUCGUCCAGAGUGGAGCAAACCACGUUGUCCAUGUAGUGGUUUUUGCGCUAAUUUGUUUCUUUAUGGUAUACCUUUGGUCCAAAAUGUUUAGAUGA